AUGGUCGCGGCAGGAGGAGAUACCGGCGGGAGCAGCAACGUUGCUGCGGGUGCGGUCGGGGUGAACGAGGGGGUGGGGGAGAUACUCGCGUUCUGGUUUGGAGAGUUCAUGCGGCCGGGAUAUGACGGCCCGGCUCCUGCGCCGUCAGACGAGGUAGCCAAGGCGCGUGUGUGGUUCAGCAAGAAUGAUGACGUGGACGCUUUCAUUCGCACGCGAUUCGCUCCGCUCAUCCCGCUCGCCGCGUCAGGCCAGCUGGCGGGCUGGGAGGACACGCCACAUGGUGCUCUCGCGUUGCUUGUGCUGCUUGAUCAGUUCACGAGAAACAGCUUCAGGGGUUCGCCAGACGCUUUUGCACAGGAUCACGUUGCUUUGGAGAUUGCUAAGCGGGCUAUUGACAAGGGUUUUGAUCGGCAGGUGCCGAGAGUAGGUCAGCCCUUCUUCUACCUGCCGUUCGAGCACGCAGAAGAUUUGGCAGCACAGGAUAGAUGCAUUGAGUUGAUGACUCAAAUGGUUGAAGAUGCCCCUGAAGGUCCCGUGAAGGGGUUUUUCAAUGGAGGUUUGAAUUUUGCACACAGGCACCGGGAUAUUAUUGUCAAGUUUGGUCGGUAUCCGCACCGAAAUGAUGCAUUGGGAAGGGAGAGCACACCUGCGGAAGUGGAGUUCAUGAAAACGCAUGGUGGUUUUUAG
Molecule: messenger RNA, 687 nt
Organism: Closterium sp. Naga37s-1
Lineage: Eukaryota; Viridiplantae; Streptophyta; Zygnematophyceae; Desmidiales; Closteriaceae
Source: the annotation of a GenBank genome assembly